CCCAGCAUGCUCUACCCACCCUACGUCGAGGCGCGCUGACCAUGAGCCUCAACUCCUCCCUCGGCCACAGGAAGGAGCUAAGUAACCUCACUGCAGUGGAUGGCGGUGAAGGGAGUGUCCUUGUCACCGAGUUCAUCGCCAUCAUUGUCAUCACCAUUUUCGUCUGUCUGGGCAACCUAGUUGUCGUGGUCACCUUGUACAAGAAGUCCUACCUCCUCACCCUUAGCAACAAGUUCGUCUUCAGCCUGACCCUGUCUAACUUCCUGCUGUCUGUGCUGGUGCUGCCUUUCGUGGUGACAAGCUCCAUUCGGAGGGAAUGGAUCUUUGGUGUGGUCUGGUGCAACUUCUCCGCCCUUCUCUAUCUGCUCAUCAGCUCAGCCAGCAUGCUCACCCUCGGGGUCAUUGCUAUCGACCGCUACUAUGCUGUUCUCUACCCCAUGGUGUACCCCAUGAAGAUCACAGGGAACCGGGCAGUGAUGGCCCUUGUCUAUAUCUGGCUUCACUCCCUCAUCGGCUGCCUGCCCCCCUUAUUUGGUUGGUCCUCAGUGGAGUUUGACGAGUUCAAGUGGAUGUGUGUGGCUGCGUGGCACCGGGAGCCUGGCUACACAGCUUUCUGGCAGAUCUGGUGUGCCCUCUUCCCCUUCCUGGUCAUGCUGGUAUGCUAUGGCUUCAUCUUCCGUGUGGCCAGGGUCAAGGCACGCAAGGUGCACUGUGGUACUGUGGUCUCCGUGGAGGAAGACACCCAGAGGAACGGGAGGAAAAACUCCAGCACCUCCACCUCCUCCUCGGGCAGCAGGAGGAACGCCUUUCAGGGUGUGGUCUACUCAGCCAACCAGUGCAAAGCCCUCAUUACCAUCCUGGUGGUCAUCGGCGCCUUCAUGGUCACCUGGGGCCCCUACAUGGUUGUCAUCUCUUCUGAGGCCCUCUGGGGGAAGAACUAUGUCUCCCCGACCCUGGAGACCUGGGCCACAUGGCUGUCCUUCACCAGCGCCAUCUGUCACCCCCUGAUCUAUGGACUCUGGAACAAGACAGUUCGCAAGGAACUACUGGGCAUGUGCUUUGGGGACCGAUAUUACCGGGAACCAUUUGUGCAACGACAGAGGACAUCUAGGCUCUUCAGCAUUUCCAACAGGAUCACAGACCUGGGCCUAUCUCCACAUCUCUCGGCGCUCAUGGCCGGUGGACAGCCCCUGGGCCACAGCAGCAGCACCGGGGACACUGGCUUCAGCUGCUCUCAGGACUCAGGGACAGAUGUGAUGCUGCUCGAAGACUACACGUCUGAUGACAACCCACCCUCACACUGUACUUGCCCACCCAAGCGAAGGAGCUCAGUGACAUUUGAGGAUGAAGUGGAUCAAAUCAAAGAAGCUGCCAAGAACUCUAUUCUUCAUGUGAAAGCUGAAGUGCACAAGUCCUUGGACAGUUAUGCCGCCAGCUUGGCCAAAGCCAUUGAGGCUGAAGCCAAAAUCAACUUGUUUGGGGAGGAGGCUUUGCCAGGGGUCUUGUUCGCAGCACGGACUGUCCCAGGUGCUGGCUUUGGGGGCCGCCGAGGCAGCAGAACUCUGGCAAGCACAAGCCAGAGGCUCCAGUUGCAGAGCAUCGAAGAGGGGAAUGUUCUAGCUGCAGAACAGAGAUGAAGGCCUCUGGGUGGACUGGGGCCAGUGCUGGAGAUGUUCUGUGGAGGGAUUCCCAUUGCUGCUGGUGCCAGACUUCACAAGAGCAUGUCAGCGCGGACCGUGGGCUGUGUGCCAUUGUGGAGAAGGAACAGUAUCUGGUAUGCAGCCACCAGCAGAAGGACUGGAA
Messenger RNA from Chrysochloris asiatica (Cape golden mole), 1803 nucleotides. RefSeq names its product G protein-coupled receptor 161 (gene GPR161). Gene Ontology annotation, biological process: G protein-coupled receptor signaling pathway. The transcript has 5 exons. Gene Ontology annotation, cellular component: recycling endosome; membrane. The record is from RefSeq and is a predicted model, not a curated record. The coding region runs from base 42 to 1637 and encodes 531 amino acids. Gene Ontology annotation, molecular function: G protein-coupled receptor activity. Lineage: Eukaryota; Metazoa; Chordata; Mammalia; Afrosoricida; Chrysochloridae.